Molecule: messenger RNA, 1194 nt
Organism: Sinocyclocheilus anshuiensis
Lineage: Eukaryota; Metazoa; Chordata; Actinopteri; Cypriniformes; Cyprinidae
Product: 5-hydroxytryptamine receptor 3A-like
Exons: 9
Coding region: 1-1194 (397 amino acids)
Biological process (GO): monoatomic ion transmembrane transport
Cellular component (GO): membrane
Molecular function (GO): extracellular ligand-gated monoatomic ion channel activity; transmembrane signaling receptor activity
Source: RefSeq, a predicted model, not a curated record
AUGAUCACCAUCCAAGGGUGGGUGUCUGAUGCUGAAAACUGCAGUUAUGCAGCUUAUUCUUCAGCUUACAAGGAAAUUUUUGAACAUCUUGGCUUCGACAAGACUAACAUUCUAACGACGGACAUGCGGCCUGUAUACUGGAGCCCUACUACCGAUGUUUAUGUGGAUCUAUAUGUGACCUCCAUCAUAGAUGUGAAUGAAAAAGCCCAGAGCCUCACAACACAGGUCAAAAUUAUAACUGCUUGGUUUAAUGACCUGUUCUGGUGGUUCGAAGACUUUUGUGGAAUUCAAACAAUUCCAAUAAAAAAAGGAAUGCUUUGGACACCAGACAUACUCAUCAAAGAAAGCAUCAAGACAGAGUUUGGCACAAAGGAGUCUCCAUAUGUGCAGUUAAUCUGGUGGGAACUGUCAGUCUUAGUUGACAUUUUAUCUCUGACCACUGCUUGUAAGAUGGACCUGCACAGAUUUCCCUUUGACACACAAAUCUGCAAUAUAACACUUCACUCUGCAGUGCAUACAAAGGAGGAGCUUACAAUUAAUCCAAUCUCUGAUAAUAAAAGCCUUCUCCAUGACUCAAAGGAGUUCUUUCAGGCCCAGGGAGAGUGGGAACUCGUCAGUAUCGAUAUUUAUGAUUAUACAACCAAUCUUCUAUGGAAUUCACAGGAUCUGCUGAUCUAUCAGAUCACCAUCAAGAGGAGACCUCUACUGUAUGUUAUGAACAUUAUCCUACCAGUAUUUGUCUUCCUUGUGCUGGAUGUGAUGUCCUUCUUCAUAGACGCAAAUGGAACAGAAAAGUUGAGCUUUAAAGUAACUUUACUGCUGUCUGUUUCUGUGUUGCUGCUGAUUCUUAAUGACACGCUGCCCUCUACAGCUGAUAAAAUCCCACUGAUUGGGAUUUACUGCAGUGUGAUUUACAGUCUCAUUGGCAUCAGCAUUCUGGAAACCAUCCUUGUGAAUCUUCUGAAGGCUAAAGGAGCAGAGAAGAGAUCAGUGGAAACUACAGCUGCUAUUACUGGACGAGAUAAUGUAGGAGACCUGCAGAGCCCUCCAGACUCAGUCAGAGAUCAGAAUGGGAUGCAGAGAUCACUGUGCUGGACCAGAGUGGCAAGAAUCAUAGAUUUGACUUUCUUGAUUCUUUAUACAAUCACCAUUAUUGCAUUUCUGUCUGUUCUUGAGAGGAUUUGGUUUCCAUAG